This is a messenger RNA of Argiope bruennichi, 9336 nucleotides long. RefSeq names its product neurogenic locus Notch protein-like. Gene Ontology annotation, cellular component: membrane. NCBI's taxonomy places the organism in Eukaryota, Metazoa, Arthropoda, Arachnida, Araneae, Araneidae. The transcript has 32 exons. The record is from RefSeq and is a predicted model, not a curated record. Gene Ontology annotation, molecular function: Notch binding; calcium ion binding. Gene Ontology annotation, biological process: cell differentiation; multicellular organism development; regulation of developmental process. Bases 253 to 7686 code for a protein of 2477 amino acids.
GAUCCAAACGAUACGAGAAGGUGGGACGGAAAGUGCAACAAGUGUACAACAGGUCGUACACCGAUGUAGCGAUUCAGUUUUUACGGGACAACAACUUGAGAAGUUUACGGAAUUUCGCGAAAAACAGUGUGUGUGUGUGCGCGUGAUCGUCGAACAGUGUGGAUAAUUUCUCUUUUGGAUAACCGUGGGAUACUAAAACUUCGAUCUUCACCAAUGUGAUAGUGGAGUAUUUGAUUUCGAGUUUCCGUCAGAAUGCCGCCGCGGUCCCAUCAACUGGGCUGGCUCCUCGGCCUGACCGUCUUGGCGAUUACGGUCUGCAGGCCUGCUCACAUGCAAGGUCUGUUAUCCUGUUCAUCUAAUCCCUGUAAAAAUGGCGCGUCUUGUGUUUCAAAUCCCAGAGGAGAAUCUUAUUGCAAUUGCCCUCCUAUGUUCGUCGGCGAAUACUGCCAGCACUUGAACCCUUGCCAUACCGGACCCGGACCUAGGUGUCAGAAUGGAGGUACCUGCAAUGUGGAGAUGAGUGUGACCAGUGGUCCUACCUUCUCAUGCUCCUGUCCAGUGGGUUACUCCGCCUCCCUCUGCGAAAUUGCCGUCCAGAAUAGUUGCAAUAGCAAUCCAUGUCUCAAUGGUGGGACCUGCACUCUAGUCACCCUCACCAACUAUACUUGUUCCUGUGCCGCUGGAUAUAGAGGUCGCCAUUGUCAGUUGCCAGAUCAUUGUGCCUCCCAGCCAUGUCGAAAUGGCGCCUCGUGUCACUCCUUGAAAGAUACUUACCGAUGUACUUGUGCCCGUGGAUUCACUGGUACAAACUGUACCACAGACAUUGACGAAUGUCGACAAGACCUUUGUGUGCAUGGAAGGUGCAUUAACACAGUGGGAUCUUAUAGAUGUAAUUGUUCUCCUGGAUACACUGGGCAGAACUGUGAUACUCAAUACAUUCCAUGUGAUCCUAGUCCAUGUUUGAAUGGUGGCACAUGCAGGCAUGUUGACACAUUUAACUACCAGUGUUCUUGUCCACCUGGAUUCACUGGCACAAAUUGCGAAGAAAAUAUCAAUGAUUGUCCUGGGAAUCUUUGUCAGAAUGGAGCCACUUGCAUAGAUGGAGUUAAUGGUUACACUUGCCAUUGCCCACCUAAUUAUACAGGAACUUAUUGCAGCAAAGACGUCGACGAAUGUGCUCUGAGACCCAGUGUUUGUAAAAACGGUGCCACUUGCACGAAUACAAUAGGUGGUUUUACUUGUAUUUGUGUAAACGGAUGGACCGGCCAUGACUGCUCAGAAAAUAUUGACGAUUGUGCUGUGGCUGCCUGCUUCAACGGUGCUACUUGCCACGACAGAGUUGGAUCUUUUUAUUGCCAGUGUGCUCCUGGGAAAACAGGUCUCCUUUGUCACUUGGAUGACGCGUGUGCCAGUGACCCGUGCCACGCUGGUGCUAUGUGCGAUACCAGUCCUAUUGACGGAACUUACAUUUGCUCGUGUCCGAAUGGUUUCAAGGGAACUGAUUGCACAGAAGAUGUUGAUGAAUGCGAAGAAGGAUAUCCGUGCGAGCAUGAUGGGAAAUGCGUCAAUAUCCCCGGCUCUUUCAGUUGCAAUUGCACCAAAGGUUUCACGGGUCCUAGAUGCGAAAUAAAUAUAAACGAAUGCGAUUCGAAUCCCUGCCAGAAUGAAGGCACCUGCUUGGAUGAAAGGGGUGGCUUCCGUUGCGUUUGCAUGCCAGGCUUUACUGGAAUUUUCUGCGAACAAGAUAUAGACGAAUGCGCUCCCAAGCCUUGCUUAAAUGGUGGAAUUUGUAACGAUUUAAUCAACAAGUACACUUGCAUCUGUCCGAUUGGAUUUACCGGCAAAAAGUGCGAAACUAAUGAAGAUGAUUGUCUGAGCGACCCAUGUCAAAAUGGCGCCAUAUGUAUCGAUGCCAUCGCCAGCUACAACUGCCAAUGCAAACCAGGUUUUACUGGAAUUAAUUGUGAAACAAAUAUCAACGACUGUUUGUCUUCGCCAUGCCAUCACGGAGAAUGCAUUGAUGGCAUCAAUUCAUUCCACUGUAAUUGCCAUCGUGGAUACACGGGUAGACUGUGCCAGACCCAGAUUAAUGAAUGUCUUAGCAAUCCAUGCCAUCAUGGAGGAAUCUGUGAGGAUUUAGUCAAUGGUUAUCAGUGCAGAUGCCAUCCUGGUACUUCGGGUUUGAAUUGUGAACACAAUGUCAAUGAAUGUUCCAGCAAUCCUUGUCGAAAUGGAGCGACGUGUAAAGACGGGAUAAAUUCUUAUACUUGCCAGUGCCGACCAGGUUUUUCAGGUUUGCACUGUGAGAAAAACAUCGAUGAUUGCCGCAGUAAUCCUUGCGCAAAUGGUGGUAUCUGCAUUGAUCUCAUUGAUGGCUACCGAUGCGAAUGCCCGAGGGGUUAUUACGGUGCUCGUUGCCUAUCCGACAUCAAUGAAUGCGCCAGCAAUCCUUGCAGACAUGGAGCCACUUGUGAAGAUGAAAUCGAUCGUUUCAUUUGUCAUUGUCCUCCAGGAUAUGGAGGCCACAGGUGUGAAAUGGACAUUGACGACUGCCAAUCCAACCCUUGCCAGCAUGGUGGAAGUUGCCGAGAUUCAUUGGCCAGCUAUAGUUGCACGUGUCUCCCUGGUUACUCUGGCAGGAACUGUGAAAGUAACAUCGAUGACUGUUCUCCUGACUCCUGUCUCAACGGCGGAUCAUGUAUUGACUUAGUGAAUGCUUACCAGUGUGUGUGUGAAGUGCCCUACACUGGUACAAACUGCGAAGUAGAACUGGACCCGUGCAGGCCAAAUAGAUGCAAAAAUAACGCAAAAUGCAUGCCAUCUUUCAACUAUCAAGAUUUCGCCUGCAGUUGUAGCAUUGGGUAUACUGGGCGCUUAUGUGAUGAAGACAUUGAUGAAUGUGCUUUGUCUUCGCCAUGCCGCAAUGGUGCAACUUGCAUCAACACCAAUGGUUCCUACACGUGUAACUGUGCUAAAGGGUUUGAAGGAAGAGACUGUUUGAUAAACACUGAUGACUGUGCUUCAUUCCCUUGCCAAAACGGUGGCACUUGCUUGGAUGGUGUAGGAGAAUACACUUGUCUUUGUGUCGAUGGUUUUGGAGGAGUCCAUUGUGAAAUCGACAUUAAUGAGUGUGCUGGAAACCCUUGUAAAAAUGGCGCCACUUGUAACGAUUACGUUAACAGUUACACUUGCACAUGUCCUCUGGGGUUCAGUGGAACAAACUGCCAAACCAAUGAUGAAGAUUGCAAUUUAAGCUCUUGUGUGAAUGGUGGCACAUGCAUUGAUGGAAUUAACAACUACACAUGUAAGUGUGCUCCAGGUUACACUGGAAGCAACUGUCAGUACCACAUUAAUGAAUGUGAAUCUCAACCAUGUCGACAUGGAGCUACUUGUGUGGAUCAUGUUGGAUCAUUUACAUGCCAUUGUCCAUUCGGAUACACUGGUUUACAGUGUGAGAAUUUUGUCGAUUGGUGCAGUCAGAAUCCGUGCUUGAAUGGUGCCACUUGUAAACAAAUAAACAAUACCUAUGGCUGCACUUGUAAACCUGGCUGGACUGGCCAUCUUUGUGAUGUUAGCAUGGUAUCCUGUAAUGAUGCUGCACAACAGAAAGAUAUAUCUGUCAAAGAAUUGUGCAAAAAUGGAGGGAGAUGUGAAAACCAAGGCAACAGUCACAGAUGUAUUUGCGUCCCUGGCUAUGAGGGGAGCUAUUGUCAACAUGAAAUCAACGAAUGUGCCUCACAGCCAUGCCAUAAUGGAGCUACAUGUAAUGAUCUUGUUGGCCAUUAUUCCUGCACGUGUCUUCCUGGUUUCCAAGGCAUCAACUGUGAGCACAAUAUCGAUGACUGCAUGCCAAACCGCUGCCGAAAUGGUGGAACUUGUCAUGAUCUGGUGAAUAAUUUUGUCUGCUCCUGUCCUCAUGGUACUCAAGGUGUUUUAUGUGAGAUCAAUGUUAAUGAAUGUUUUGAUGGAGCUUGCCAUCAUGGUGGUACAUGCAUUGAUAAAGUUGGCAAUUAUGAAUGUCAAUGCCCGCCUGGAUUUGUGGGUCCCAGAUGCGAAGGAGAUGUGAACGAGUGCUUGUCCAAUCCUUGCUACUCAACUGGUACUCAGGACUGUGUGCAGUUAGUGAAUGACUAUCGUUGUGAUUGUAAACCUGGUUUUAUGGGACGUCACUGCGAGCUUAGGGUUGACUUUUGUUCAUCCAGUCCAUGUUUAAAUGGGGGAGUUUGCUCAAGUGUUGCUCAGGGUCACAUGUGCAUUUGUGCUGAGGGAUUUUAUGGUGACAACUGCGAGUACUCCAACAAUUCUUGUACUGGAAAUCCUUGCAAAAAUGGUGGUCAGUGCCGUCCGAGAAGACAUGGCUAUGCCUGUGUUUGUCCAUCUGGAGCUGGUGGCCAUAACUGUGAGAUUGAUACAUAUAAUGAAUGUAACUCGUCUCCUUGCUUGAAUGGUGGAACAUGCCACAAUAGAAUCGGUAAAUAUGAAUGUGUAUGUCCCGAAAACUGGAACGGCGCUCGAUGCAAUUUCUACGAUUCCUCUUUCGUGGGCGGAAUCGGAGUGUACCUGAAACCUGGCACCAUUUUGCGAACAAAUGACAACGACAAUUACGACAGAUGCGAAAUUAACGAGUGUUACAAAAAAUCUGGAAACAGAAAAUGCAAUGAAGAAUGUAAUACAAGAGAAUGCAAUUUCGAUGGAGGUGACUGCUCAUUAGGUAUGAACCCAUGGAUGAAUUGCACAGCACCAAUAAACUGUUGGGAUGUUUUCCGUAAUGAUGAGUGCAAUGUGGAAUGCAAUAACAUUGAUUGCCUUUUUGAUGGAUUUGAUUGUGAACAAAAACUGCUGCCUUGCAAUGAGCAUUAUGAUACAUAUUGCUUGAAGAAUUAUGGCAACGGCUACUGUGAUUAUGGUUGUAAUAUCGAAGAAUGCAACUGGGAUGGAUUAGAUUGUGAAUCUGAACCUCCAAUGUUAGCUGAUGGGUCUUUGAUGGCUGUUGUUUUAAUGGAACCUGAAGUUUUCAGAAACAAUUCUGUUCCCUUCUUGAGAGAAAUAGGGCACGCUUUAAGGACAAUUGUUCGAAUUAAGAAGGACAACGAUGGCAAUCCUAUGAUUUAUCCUUGGCAAGCUAAAGAUGUCCCAGUUAGUUAUCACAGAAAGCAUGCAAAAACCGGAACCAAAGUUAUUAUGGAAAUCGAUAACCGACGAUGCGUCAAAUCGGCUGCUACUGAAUGCUUCCAGUCUUCAUCUAAGGCUGCUCAAUUCUUAGCAGCUGCCCAAGCACGCCAGGCCUUUGCCUUUGAAAUUCAAGAAAUACGAGGAGAGGAUCAAGAUAAAGUAACGUCUGUUGAGAUGGGUUCUUCCAAUAUGUUGUACAUCGUAGUGACCAUCGUUGCAGUAGCUUUUUCGGGCAUAUUUUUCGGUGUUUUGAUCACCAGCCGCAAGAAGGCGAGAGGUAUAACCUGGUUUCCAGAGGGGUUUUUCCGAACUAGCAGCAGUCAGAGAAGGAGUUCCCACAGACGAGGGCCUGAUGGUCAAGAAAUGAGGAACUUGAACAAAAUAUCAUCAACAAACGCCGUAGACAUGAAUUCGAAUGAUAAUGCUGUACCUGUUCCUCCUCCACCAGUCCCCUCUUCAGCCGUCAGUGAAUGGAGUGACGAUGACGGUUUGGAUCAUCCCCCUGUUAAGCGAUUGAAAAGUGAAAGGUCUCAAGAUGGAAGUUUUGGUGACAGUCAGAGUUCUCUGUCCCCUCAAGAUUUUUCUGAAACCACCGAUCCUCGCACAUGGACCCAACAACACCUCGAUGCAGCUGAUGUUCGAAAUCCUGAUAUCUUGGCCCUGACGCCACCACAAGGAGAAAGAGACAUGGAACCUGGUACAGUUGAUGUCAACGUUCAAGGACCUGGUGGAUUGACGCCACUCAUGUGUGCAUCUUGUCGCGGUGGUGGAAUCGAUGUUUUAGAAGACGGUGAAGAUGAAGAAGGGGCCAGUGGGAACAUGGUACAAGAACUAUUGAUGCAGGGAGCUGACUUCAAUAUGACUUUGGAUAAAACUGGAGAAUCAUCUUUACAUUUGGCUGCCAGAUAUUCCCGAGCAGAUGCUGCAAAAAGGUUGUUAGAUGCUGGAUGCGAUGCGAACGUCAAAGACAUCACUGGACGCACACCUUUGCAUGCUGCAGUGUCAGCUGAUGCCAUGGGAGUUUUUCAGAUUCUGUUGAGAAAUCGUGCCACGAAUCUGAAUGCUCGAAUGAAUGACGGAACAACUCCUUUAAUUCUUGCUACUCGUCUGGCGAUUGAAGGAAUGGUUGAAGAGUUGGUCACUGCAGAGGCAGAUGUUAAUGCUGCUGAUGAUCAUGGCAAGACAGCUUUGCAUUGGGCUGCCGCAGUCAAUAAUUAUGAUGCAAUACGCAUAUUGAUAGCUCACGGAGCUAAUAAAGACGCACAAGACAACAAAGAAGAGACUCCUCUUUUCCUUGCUUCGAGAGAAGGAAGUUUGGAAGCUGCUCAAAUACUUCUCGAAAAUCUGGCAAAUAAGGAAAUUACUGACCACAUGGAUCGCCUGCCUCAUGAUGUUGCCCGAGAGCGUAAACAUUUGGACAUUGUUAAAUUACUCGACGAAUAUGUUCCUCCAAGCCCUCAAAUAUCAAAUGGACAUUUAAAUGCAGGCUCUCCCAUGUUCUUGAUGGGCAUGCAUGGUUCUACGAAAUCAAAAACAAAACGGAGAAAUAAACUCCCUCCGGGAUCUUCCCCAGGGAAGGAUAAUUUAGAUGGUCUAACCCUUACCAAUGAUACUGGAUUACGUAGAAAAGCUUCUGUUAAGAAACGCAAGGAACCAACUCACUUACUCAUGCAGGGCAUGGAUGGAUCCGUUUCUCUGUCACCCGAUUCGAUGACGUCUCCAAAUGCUCUUAUGCAGAAUGGAAUGGACACUUCAGAACCUAUAUAUACCCAACUUACCAAUGUGGUCCAUUUAACGCCCAACACCAUGAAACUUCUACCACCUCCUUAUGAUGAUCGUCUUAAAGUAAACUACUGUGGCAAUUCUGGUGUCGAUAAUCAAGGAUUGGGUCAAGCCUAUAUGGAUCCGAAUUCUAUGCAAAAUGUGCCUUCUCACCAUGCCAGACAGAACUCAAUACCAAGCAAUGGUGGUGUGCCGCCAUCUCGUCCUUACAACUCCUCAUCUCCCAUUAAACAGCGUCCAUCUUUGCCUACAUCUCCAACGCACAUGGCGGCCAUGAGAGCUGCCCACCAUCAACGAACUACAAAAAUGCAUCCACAAUCUGGUGGUAAUCUACUUUAUGACUACCCACAGCCUUUACCAGAUAUACAGGCUGGAGUGGGUUCUAAUCCAAAGGGGAGUGUGCAGAGUAAUGGACAGCAAACAUUGUAUCCCCAUUUAUAUCAUUAUCCAACCCCUCCCUCUCAGCACAGUCAUAAUGAAGGUGAAACCACGCCUCAUUAUCUUCACCCUCCUGAGAACAAUUACCUCACCCCCUCACCCGAUUCCCCCGGACAGUGGUCAAGUUCAUCCCCUCAUUCUGCAUCGGACUGGUCGGAAAGCAUGGCUAGCCCGAUGGGGCACAAUCUUCAUUCAUUGCAUUCUGUUGAUCAUUCACAACACCCCAAAACUCAAAAUGUGAAUGCCAAGCAGAAGUCUUCCAUAACUCAGUCUCCACAGGCUGUGUUCAUCUAGGCAUCUAAAACUGCAAUAUGUCUUAAAUAAUGCCAAAAUGAUCAGAGAUGAAAAAUACUGAACUGUUCAGUGGCACAAUAUUAUGUGUUGAGAGAUACGAUCUCUGUAUCAUAAUUAAUGUAUUUAAGAGUAUUUAUUACCCAUUGCCACAUGCUGUGUGAUAGUUUCAUUGAGUUACUAUUUAAGAGGUGCAGCAUUUCACUCAUUUGCUGUAUUAUGAGCCAAAUGUUUGUCAUCAUGUACAUUUAAAUCAUUUUCAUUUUAAUGAACAAUAUUCAUUUUUAGCAAAAUUCGAUGCACUUGUUUUUCUUGCAAGUUCUAAUUGUGCCAUUAUUUCAAUAUGGAACAUAUUUGAAGUUCUUUAAAUAAAAAUAGUGUAAUGGUUUUCAUCCAAAAUUUUCUACUUCCUCUUUCAAAAUAUUCAGAUCAUGCCAUGUAUUUAUAUAAAAGCAUAUGUAAAUUCAUUUCUUUGUAUAUUUUGUAAUAUUGAUGGGAAUUUUAUUGUACAGUUGUGUUACUCUAUUCGUUAUAUCGUUUUUAGGACUUUUUAAAUGUUUACAGUAACGUUGAUAUAAAUUUACAGUAACUGAAAUACUUCAGUGAUGAUGUUAAGCAAUUUACAUUUUAUACUGUUCGUACAGAAUGUAGUUGUAGUUUAAUUGAAAUAGUUUAAAAUUUUUUUCGCAUGUACAACUGAAUAUUUUAUGAUGCUAUGGAAGGUUUCUAUAGCUAUUUUACUAACAUAUUGUGUCUUCUCUACAGUAUUAGAAUAUGAAGUGCCUAAUGGUAUAAUAAAUAACAGCUUUAAGAAUUUGAAUUUGUUAAUCUUGCAGCUAUUUACAUAUUCCAAAUAACUGUGAUUAUCAUGUAUAUUAUCAAAUAUAUUUUUGUAGAAUAUACAUUGAAGAUAUUUUUUAACCUUGUUCUCAUGCUAUAACGAGGGUCCAAUUUAUUAAUUGUAAAAUACAGAAGAUUUAUCAUAGAACAUCUUAAUCCAUUUUUUCCCAAUAGUUUUCGUCAUUCCUUAAAUAUUUUAUCUAUAGCCAAUUUUAUGAAUUAUUUGUAUAAAAUCAAAGCAAGCUUCAGCUAUAACAUGAAAAGAAGUUUUUAAUUCCACACGUAUCAAGUAGUUUAUUUACCAUAUUUUUAGAGACAAAUUUUAUUUGUAACUCAUUUACUACUUUUAAAAUAAGAGACAAUAUUUACCAUCAUAAAGCCUGUGAUCAGAGUAUAUCAUUUUAUAACUAAAUAGGCAUUUUUUUAAUGUGUUUCUACAUGAUGUAGUGAUAUUUGUGUUCAUGGCUCCUAGCACAUAUUUUCAUCAGAUUUUUUUUUUAAUAAAAUAAAGGUAAGAAUUUACUAUUACUUUUUUAUAGUGAAUACUACUUCACCAAGAACAAAUUUUUUGAGUAAGUUUUGAACAAACAUAUUCUCAUUUUAUCUAUUGUUUUAAAGUGGAACGAAACGUUUAGAACGAAAUAGUGAGGUAAUUUCAAACUGUUGAAAAUUAAUUGUAAUGUUUCUACAGAUUAUUUUAUACUGUUUUAAAAAUGUGUUAUUGUAAACCAUUUGUAAAAAUCAGGUCAUUAUUUGACUUUUAAGAGAAAUAUUUUUGUAUUGUAGUUUUGCUAAAUAAAGUUAUAAAAUAGA